Molecule: messenger RNA, 2022 nt
Organism: Entelurus aequoreus (snake pipefish)
Lineage: Eukaryota; Metazoa; Chordata; Actinopteri; Syngnathiformes; Syngnathidae
Product: kelch-like protein 41b
Exons: 6
Coding region: 44-1846 (600 amino acids)
Molecular function (GO): protein binding
Source: RefSeq, a predicted model, not a curated record
GUGCCUCGAGGACCUUGUGCUCGCCGUCUUCCACCACGCCAUCAUGGACCCCAACGCCGUCAAGGAGGAGCUGCGCCUGUUCCAGAGCACUCUGCUCCAGGACGGUCUGAAGGAGCUGCUGAACGAGAACAAGUUUGUGGACUGCACCUUGAAGGUGGGCGACCGCAGCCUCCCCUGCCACCGGCUCAUCAUGGCCGCCUGCAGCCCGUACUUCCGGGAGAUCUUCUUCACGGAGGACGGGAAGGAGGUGGAGAACACCAAGGAGGUGGUCCUGGAGGACGUCAACCCCGUCGUCCUGGACAUGAUCAUCCAGUACCUCUACUCCGCCGAGAUCGACCUCAGGGACGACAACGUCCAGGACAUCAUCGCCGUGGCCAACAAAUUCCAGAUCCCGUCCGUCUUCACCGUGUGCGUCAACUACCUCCAGAAGAAGAUCUCCACGGGCAACUGCAUGGCCAUCUUCAGGAUGGGUCUGGUGCUCAACUGUCCCCGGCUGGCCGUCGCCGCCCGCGACUACAUCGCCGACCGCUUCCAGCUGCUGCGCAACGACCAGGAGUUCCUCAAACUGGCCGCCCACGAGCUCUUCGCCGUCAUCAGCGGCGACGCGCUGAACGUGGAGCGCGAGGAGACGGUGUUCGAGACCGUCAUGGCCUGGGUGCGCUACGACAAGGAGAAGCGCGUCAAGGUCCUGAAGGACGCCUUCGACUGCGUCCGCUUCCGCCUGCUGCCCGAGAAGUACUUCAAGGAGAAAGUGGAGGGCGACGACCUGGUCAAAGCCGACCCCGAGCUCCAGAAGACCGUCCAGGCCGUGCGAGACGCCUUCAAGGGGAAGCUCCCGGAGACCCCCGCCAAGAAGGACGGCGAGGAGGACGAGGGCGGAAGCCCCUUCCCCGGUUUCCUGAACGACACGCGCAGACUCGGCAUGUACGCGCGGGACUUUAUCCUGAUGGUGAACGACUCGGCGGCGGUGGCGUACGACGUCAGCGAGAACGAGUGUUUCCUGGCCGCCAUGUCGGAGCAGGUGCCUCGCAACCACGUCAGCUUGACCUCGCAGAACAACCAGCUCUACAUCAUCGGGGGUCUGUUUGUGGACGAGGAGGACAAGGACGCUCCUCUGCAGUGUUACUUCUACUCGCUGGAUGCCCUGCUCUCAGAGUGGGUGGCACUGCCCCCCAUGCCCUCGCCCCGCUGCCUCUUCAGCAUUGGCGAGAGCAACAAUCUUCUGUUUGCCGUGGCAGGGAAAGACCUGCAGACCAGCCAGUCCCUGGACUCUGUCAUGUGCUACGACAUCCAGAAGCUGAAGUGGAGCGAGACUAAGAAGCUUCCUCUCAAGAUCCAUGGACACGCGAUUGUGUCCUACAAAGACCUGGUCUACUGCAUCGGUGGCAAGACUGAUGAGAACAAAGCUCUCAGCAAGAUGUUCGUGUACAACCACAAGCAGUCCGAGUGGAGAGAGCUGGCGGCCAUGAAGACGCCCAGAGCCAUGUUUGGCGCCAUCAUCCACGACGGCAAGAUAGUGGUGGCGGGCGGCGUGAACGAGGGAGGCCUCAGCGCCUCGUGUGAAUCCUACAACUUUGCAAGCAACAAGUGGGAGCCCUUCGCAGAGUUCCCUCAGGAGAGGAGCUCCCUCAACUUGGUGACCGCCGGCGGCGCCCUGUACGCCGUGGGAGGCUUCGCCAUGAUCCAGAUGGAGAACAAGGAGGUGGCUCCCACGGAGGUGACGGACGUCUGGCAGUACGAGAGCGAUAAGAAGCAGUGGAGCGGCAUGCUGAGGGAGAUGCGCUACGCCGCCGGAGCUUCUUGUGUGUCCAUGCGUCUCAACGCAGCCAGGAUGCCCAAACUCUAGACAGCCGUUUGAUCUCCAGCAUCCUCCUCACAUCUCUAGGAGCCAACUUGAUCUUCAGCAUCCUCCUCACAUCUCUAGGAGCCAACUUGAUCUUCAGCAUCCUCCUCACAUCUCUAGGAGCCAACUUGAUCUCCAGCAUCCUCCUCACAUCUCUGGGAGCCAACUUGAUCUUCAGC